AUGGCUGCUGAUCAGAGGCUCGGCGACCUCAGACGGCAAGUCGUUUUUUUUUUCUUUCUCCUCGGGGUGUUUUGGGAGACCGGAGCCAGGCAGAUCCUCUACUCGGUACCCGAGGAGAUGGAGAAGGGCUCCUUUGUGGGCGCUAUCGCCAAGGACCUCGGUCUGGAACCGCGGGAAUUGUCGGAAAGAGGAGCGCGGAUCUUGUCGGGAGGUAGGACUCAACCUUUUGUAUUGGAUGUCAGAAGCGGCAGCUUAGUGACAGCAGACAGAAUAGACAGGGAAGAGCUCUGCGCCCAGAGCUUACAAUGUUUGAUAGGCUUUGAGCUUCUGUUUGAGGACAGAAUGGAUCUGUAUUCCAUAGAAGUGGAAAUAAAAGAUAUUAAUGACAACACCCCUGGUUUCCAGGCACAAGAAUUAGACUUAAAAAUCAAUGAAAAUGCAGCGCAGGGAACGCAAUUUGGGCUUCCCAGUGCAUGGGAUCCAGAUGUGGGAGUGAACUCCCUCCAGAAUUACCAAUUGAAUCCAAGUGAUCACUUCUCCCUACUUGUGCGAACUGGAGACGACGGGGCCAAGUAUCCGAGACUCGUGCUGGAGCAGGCCCUAGAUCGAGAAGUGGAGCCUGUUUACCACCUCAUCCUCACGGCCUUAGAUGGGGGAAAUCCAGCCCUUUCUGGCACCUCCCGCAUCCGAGUAAUUGUCUUGGAUUCAAAUGACAAUGCUCCAGUGUUUACUCAGUCUGUUUAUCACGUGAGUGUACCAGAGAAUGUACCUGUCGGAACUAUGCUACUCAAGGUGAACGCUACGGAUGAAGAUGAAGGAAUCAACGGAGAAGUGACAUAUUCAUUCCAGAAUCUUAAAAGACCAGUUUCAGAUAUUUUUUACUUAGAGUCCCAUAAAGGGGAAAUACUAACUAAGCAGUCAUUGGAUUAUGAGAAAGCCAAGCUUUAUGAAUUAGAAAUUCAAGCUAAUGAUGGACCAGGGCUCUUUGGGAGCGCCAAAGUGGCUGUUAAAGUCAUGGAUGUGAAUGAUAAUGCCCCAGAAGUGACAAUCACUUAUUUCACCAACUCAGUCCCUGAAAACUCUCCACCUGGAACAAUCGUUGCCCUUUUCAAUUUGCAUGAUCGAGAUUCUGGGGAAAAUGGACACGUCAUUUGUUCGAUCCCGGCUAAUCUGCCUUUCAAACUCCAAAGGUCUCUUAAUAAUUAUCAACGUUUGGUGACAGAAGGAGUUCUGGACAGGGAGCAGAUCUCUGAAUACAACAUCACUGUUACAGCCUCUGAUCAGGGUACUCCGCCUCUUAUUACAGUUACUCAACUUUCUCUGAGAGUCACAGACAUUAAUGACAACCCUCCCAGCUUUAGUCAAACAUCGUAUUCUGCCUACAUUCCAGAGAACAACCUCAGAGGUUCAUCUAUCUAUUCCAUGACAGCCCAUGACCCAGACAGCGAAGAAAAUUCCCGUAUCACUUACUCCAUUGAGGGUGAUGUUCACAGGAACUAUGUCUCCAUCAACUCGGAGACUGGAGUCCUUUAUGCUCUUCAAUCCUUCGAUUAUGAACAGUUUCGAGAUCUGCAACUCCAAGUAAUAGCUCAAGACUCCGGAGACCCUUCUCUUAGGCACAAGGUUUCUUUGACUCUGUUCAUCUUGGACCAGAAUGACAAUGCCCCCGAAAUCCUGUACCCCACUUUUCCCACAGAUGGCUCUACUGGAGUUGAGUUGGCCCCUCGCUCUGCAGAACCAGGCUAUUUGGUAACCAAGGUAGUGGCAGUGGAUAGAGACUCGGGACAGAACUCUUGGCUAUCUUAUAGACUUAUCAAAGUCACUGAACCUGGGCUCUUUUCUGUGGGACUGCACACUGGAGAGAUCAGGACUUUACGGGCCUUCAUAGACAAAGAUACCCUUAAGCAGAAGCUAUUGGUUGCAGUUACAGACAAUGGAGAACCUUCUCUAUCUACCACAGUCAGUAUCACAGUAGCAGUGGCUGACAGCAUCCCAGAGAUAUUCUCUGACCUUAGCAACCUAGAAGCUGCUAAGUCUUCAGAUGACUCUAGCCUCACAUUUUACCUAGUCAUUGCUGUAGCUACUGUAUCCUGCUUGUUCUUCAUUUUCAUAAUCAUCUUACUGACCCUCAGACUGUGCCAAUGUAGGACAUCACAGUUGUUGGAAUCAACUAAUGACUGUGUUGGAGCUGUUCCCGACAUUCAGUUUGCGGGCAUCGAAGGAGUUCAAGCUUUUCUUCAGACGCAUUCCCACCAAAUUUCCCUCAGCACAGAUUCUCCAAAGAGUCAGUUGAUCUUUCCCCAACCCAACUAUGCAGAAACUCUCCUUAAUAUUCAGAGCUGUGAUAAAAAAGAAUCUUUAACAACCAAACAGUUGCAAGAAUGCAAAGAUGAAUCUACUUUUCUUCAAGUGAGUUAA
Messenger RNA from Gracilinanus agilis (Agile Gracile Mouse Opossum), 2418 nucleotides. RefSeq names its product protocadherin gamma-A5-like. Gene Ontology annotation, cellular component: plasma membrane. Gene Ontology annotation, molecular function: calcium ion binding. Bases 1 to 2418 code for a protein of 805 amino acids. Lineage: Eukaryota; Metazoa; Chordata; Mammalia; Didelphimorphia; Didelphidae. The transcript has a single exon. The record is from RefSeq and is a predicted model, not a curated record. Gene Ontology annotation, biological process: homophilic cell-cell adhesion.